UUUGUUUCUCAAACUAACUCUCGCUGUGUGUCUCGAAAGUAAAGAACCACAAAACAUCGCGCAUGUUGCCUCUCCCGACUUCUUUCUUGCUUAUUUCCUAUGGGAGAAUAAAAGUCAAUUUAUUUUCUCUCUCCCCGCAAGUGUAGUGAAUAAAAACGUGUUUGUGUCUACGAAUUAGAAAAAAAAACAAAAUAAUUCCCAGCUAAUUAAUCUGUAUUUAAUCUUCCUCGAAGAAGACGACGAAGAAAUGUCGGUUUUAUAGAUUCCUACAUACAAUUAGGGAAACAAUAUGUCGAGGAAAGAAGGUAACAAAAUGUUAGUUCAUCAAUUGUCAUCAGUUUUACCAGACGAUCGUCCAAUUACUGCCAUUAGUAUUGUUGAAGACAUAGAUAAAUGUCCGCCUAAUUAUACAGUUGUUUCAAGGACACAUGAUUUAGAUGCCGACGCUGAUUUGUGGCGUGAAAGUGGAUUGUUCAUUAAGAAAAAAAGUAGAUAUAUAUGUUUCUCAAAGACUGAAGGACUGCCACAUUGUGUGGUUGAAGAAAUUGCAAUAAUCGAUGAAAGGGAACCACCUCCAAAGGGCUAUAGCAUGAUUUCACAUACAGUUGAUACCAUGCAACGUGCAUGGAGGAAAAGGCAACUUUGUUAUAAAAUUAAAAAUAAAGAUUUAUGCUCAAAAGCUAUAACGGACAUAAUUAUUUGUAGUAGAGUUGGAAAAAGUUCAAGAAGAGCACCAUUUGAAUUCACCUAUGCUGGUCUGGUGAAUGGUGUGAGUCUUUGUUUCAAAACUGUCGAUUUGAAUACCAUUGAUCCAAAUUCCAGACCUUAUGCAAAUAUCGAAUCGUUGACUAAUCCAUCGCCAAAUCCAUCAAAUGGAACUCCACACAGAGUGGCACCGGAGAGACCACCAAAACCAAAGUUUGCACCAAAAGCACCAACUAGCAUUUAUCCUCAAAUUAGUCCAGCAUGUCCGUCAAGUCCUGGAAAUCCCUCCGACGACUCUAUGGAUCGUGAUUAUGAGAUUCUUAGUCCAAAUGCAAAGAUAAAACCAACAAGACCAGCGCCACAACCACCAAAAUCACCUCUUGUUGGUUCCACUUCAAAUUAUGGUACAUUACCGGGAUCAUCUGAUCUUGAUGGAGUUCCUUUUGCUCUCAAUCCUCUUCUCUCCACCAAUAAAAAUCAACUAAAAAAAAAACUUCCUGUGAUUAAAAUUCGAACUCGAGAAGAAAUGGAUAAAGCGUAUCACUACGAUUUUCGAGCAGAGAGAGAAACUUGAAGGAAUCGAGAACGUGCCAAAACGAAUUGCGUAAGCCUAUCGUUUCUAAGCUGUAUUCAUACUUUAUGUAUAUUAAAUAAUAUAGCUCUAGCAAUGCAUAAUGGAGUGCCUGAUUAAUUAAUUAAUUAAUUAAUUAUUAUUAUUAUUGGAAUGUUUCACAUUCAUUAAUCCUCAAAAGAGCUGAAAUUUUCUUUUUCAACUUUUGUGCGAUGGAAUGUGAACAAAUUACGAAUUGCACGAUACAUGCGUUAUAUAUAUAUAUAAUAUUCGAAUCUAUGUAUCUUCUUCCGUGCCCUAUUUAGAUUUUUAUACCAGUGAUUACGAGCAUUGUAUUUUUAUAGACUUGCGUUGUAUUUUUAUAGUUCGUAGGGAAUUAAUAGUAUGUAUCAUAUACGUUCUAUAGUUGUUUACAAAUCAUGAAAGAUAUUUAGCGAAAAAAAAAGAAAAAGAUCACAAUUAUCAUCAUGUUCACGCCAUACGCAAAACGUUCCUUAAAAAAAUUUCUCUUAUUUAUUUUCAAUUCAUCCACAUUGUCAAAGGAUUGAAUUUUUUUUUAAUAAUUCUUCGGUGCACUCUUAAUUUUUAAGUUGAAGAACUCGUCGGCGAACUAAAAAUAAUAUUUAAAGUAUUUAAAAAAUUUUAUUUUUUGAACUUAAAAAAAAAAACUGAAAAGUAAUAAUAAGCGAUUUGUUUAAGAAAUUAUAUCUAAAUUAUUACCGACAAGAAAUGGAUUUAUUUCCUAAAGUAAAUUCUUUGUUUGGUAAAAAAAAUUGUCCAAACUUGUUCUUUUUAUUAUUUUGAUAAAUUAAAAAUUUAUAACGAACAAAAAAAAAUCAUAUUUUAUUAAAUGAUAAAUUAUUAAAAAUAUUAUAAAUUAAUCUUAUUAUGAAUAAGAGAUUUUUCUUUUAAUCGAAAUUAACAGGGCUCAAAUGUAUUAGUUAUUGUGAUAAAAAAACGUCCGUAGUAUUAUAAUUUUUAGACUAAAGGAAUCAUAAAAAAAAUAUGUUUAUUAGAAUUAAUAUUAGGUAAUCGAUUGUAAUUUAUAACGAACAAAAUUAUCAUUCAUUGUAACAUUUAUAGAUAUAAAAAAUUAUAAAUGAUUGAAAAUAUCAUUUGUCAAAUUUCAUUAAUUGAAAUUAAGAAAAAAUUGAACGAGUCAACGACUUAAACUUUUACGAUUUGAAAUUAUAAUUUGGAUUAUUAUAAUUUAAAUCGAUCAAAAAUACUGUUAAUUAUUACUGACAUUAAUAUGUAAUUACCAAAAAUUUGAGAUUACUCAUUACUUUCAUACAUCGAAAUUAUCUUUCCUUUGAUUUAGUUUUAAUUAUUAAAAUUUAAUUCUUAGUUUCUUCAUAUUUGUGAAAAUCUUUAUCGAUUUCUCAUAUUAUACAAUUUUAUUUGCCUGAUCAUUGUCUUUUUUUUGAAAAAUUUAUUCUAAAUUUCGAACUCCAAUGAAUGAAUUGACUUUAAUCACUCUAAUCCUAAUUCAUUUUAUAAUUAUGGAUUUUAAUUAAUGUGUAUAAUUUUAUAUUCACUAUUAGUUAUUGAAUUAACUAUAUAAUUCCUUUAAUUAGUUUUUAAGUUCAUGUUUCUGAUUUCAUUAAAUUCCUUUAUUUCCUAUUCAUUCGUAAAGAAAAUAAUUUUAAUUUAUUUUCAAAAUUAUUUUAAUUUCUUAAUUUAUAAUUUUGUUCCUUUUUUCACAACUCCAAUGAAUGGAUUUUUUGUCUCAUAGGAAUUAUUCUUUUUCUUAAUAUUCUUCUAAAUUAGUUAAAUUGACUUUCGUCUCUUUAAUUCUAAUUUAUUGCAUAAAUGUUGAAAAAAAAAUUUAUUUUUUUCUUCAAUGCAAUCAGGUUUUGAUCGAUUUAAUUUAUGAUUAAAUUGUAUAAUUUUAAUUAAAUCUGAACAAAAAAAAUAAAUAAGCGAAACUUAUAAAAUAAGUGUCAAUAAGAGAAACUAUAACUGACUAUAUGUAAUUUUCAUGAAUGUAAAUUAACAUUAAUUUUACAAUUUAUUUAUUUCAAUUAACAUUAAUCGAUAUUAGAAUAUAAAAUCUGUUCGACGUCGAGUUCUUCCCUUUUGUAAUUUUAUCGAACUGUUAAAUAGAAGAAAAAAAAAUGUUAUCAAGUGUGUAGGUGCUGCCAAUAUAUAUAUAAAAAAAUAGAUACGCGAAUUGUAUUUAAUCAAAUGUAUUCAGAUCGAUCUGAAUUCAUGCACUAAUUAUAAAUAUAAACGAUAAAUUUACUAUAGUAAAUAAGGAAGCACUGUCAAAGCAUUAUUUUAAUUUAUUAAUUUCUCUUUUUUUUAUUCGAAUAUAAUCAAGCGUUGUGGGAUUGUUUCGAAUUUAAAAAACAAAAAUUUUAAUUUUCGAUAGAAAAUAUAAAUUUUAUAAAGCGAGGCCUUUCAAUUAGUAUUACUUAUUAUACUGGAAUUUAAGUGUUAAACAAUUAAGAUGUUAAAGAAUUUCUUACUAUUGAUACUUAUUUAUUGAAAAUUAACAUUUUUCUAUUAUUAUUUUUUUUUUUUUUGCACAAUUUUAGAAACAUUUUUUAUUCUUAUUUACAUCACAAAUGUGUAUACUUAUGCGCCAUGAAAAAAAAGAAAGAAAAAGACUCAAGGAAUGUAGAGUAAGAAUGUUUUUUUUUAUUUGUGAAAGAAUUUUCUGAUGGAAAAAGUGAAAAUGUUCCUUCUGUCAGUCUUCGGGAAAAAUCACAUAUACGUUAGAAUAAAAACUAUCGGGAACAAUGUAUUUACAACACAUUCUUAUUCUCGAAAUAUAUUUAUAAAAUCUCAA
This is a messenger RNA of Leptopilina boulardi, 4070 nucleotides long. RefSeq lists its product as uncharacterized. The record is from RefSeq and is a predicted model, not a curated record. Gene Ontology annotation, biological process: virus maturation; regulation of epidermal growth factor receptor signaling pathway; viral budding. Lineage: Eukaryota; Metazoa; Arthropoda; Insecta; Hymenoptera; Figitidae. The coding region runs from base 290 to 1279 and encodes 329 amino acids. The transcript is spliced from 8 exons. Gene Ontology annotation, cellular component: late endosome; ESCRT I complex.